Molecule: messenger RNA, 1588 nt
Organism: Branchiostoma floridae (Florida lancelet)
Lineage: Eukaryota; Metazoa; Chordata; Leptocardii; Amphioxiformes; Branchiostomatidae
Exons: 3
Coding region: 13-1134 (373 amino acids)
Biological process (GO): proton transmembrane transport
Cellular component (GO): membrane
Molecular function (GO): proton channel activity
Source: RefSeq, a predicted model, not a curated record
GCGGGUGGUUUCAUGCGGCUGUUCCUGGUGACAGUCGCCGCUCUCUCCGUCGGGCAGUUCGCCGUCACACACCAGGCAACUACGGUGUCGGCUCCAGCAGACUACUACAAAGUCAUCCUGUAUUACUCCUACAAGGUGAUAUACUUCAGCCUGUUCAUCCUGUCCACGCUGGCGGGGUGCAUCAGCGUGCAGGCCCGCGGGCCCCGGGAGUACCGGCCCCGCUCGGCUGACGUGCUCCUCCUGGUCAUAGGCGCCCUCGGGGUUCUGGUGCUCAACGUGCGGUCCCUCGACGGAUGGACGAAAACCCCGAGAGACCCCGAGAGCUUCCCGUUCAAACCGGAGGGCUGCCCGCACGGCAUCACGGACGGAGACUUCCCCAAACUGAGGGCCCUUCUAAUGGCGGACGCCGUCCUGAACCUGACCCAGCUCGUCCUGCAGACCACGUUCAUCCUGUCCUCCGUGAUUCACAGGCGGCUGGAGGGCAGGGUCGGGGCUCACUCCGCCAUCCUCUGUCUCUUCAACAUCUCCGUCUGGAUCAACGGCAGCUUCGUGGAGGUAUGUUUGUUUAUCUGUUUGUUUGUUUGUUUGUUUAUUAACGUCACCCACUGCCGGCUAGAGGGCAGGGUCGGGGCCCACUGCGCGAUCCUCUGUCUCUUCAACAUUUCCGUCUGGAUCAACGGCAGCUUCGUGGAGGUUUGUUUGUUUAUCUGUUUGUUUGUUUGUUUAUUAACGUCACCCAUUGCCGGCUGGAGGGAGGGUCGGGGCUCACUGCGCGAUCCUCUGUCUCUUCAACCUCUCCGUCUGGAUCAACGGCAGCUUCGUGGAGGUGCAGUCCUCGCCCUUGACGACCUGCUACACUACGCCCGUCCAGCGCGCGGCGUUCGGGUCCGGAGUGGCCGGGUGGAACGUGUUCCUGCACCUGCUGCAGCCCGUCUGCAUGUUCUACUGGCUCUGGUCCGGCCUGCUCCUGCUCAGGCUGCUUCUGCGGGGGGUGAACCUCGGGCAGAACCUCGGACAGGGCCGCGGGGUUACCGUGGUCCAGGUCGGACAGACUGCCAGCAUCGGUAUUCCCAUGAACUCCCUCCGAGACACGUCCCGAGGUCCGUCCCGAGGGCCGUCCCGAGGCUCAGCUGAUGAGGGACACUGAACUUUGAAGUGAAAACAACAACUACCUAAAGAUCAAGAGACAGUAUUAGCAACACUAUCCCCCGAACCCAUGAAGCUUAUCGACACGUCGAUUGAUAAACUGAUGGAUUGAACGAUCGAUUGACAAAGAAAAAACAACAACGGGAAAGACAAACGAUAUUAUCAGUAUCCCAAGGACUCACCUAACUGAUAGACACUAAAAACAACAAGUACAUAUUUAGUUAGAGCAAAUACCAGUACCACAAAAAACAGCUACAACAGAAAAGCAAUUGACAGUACAGGCAUUUCCAUGAAUUAAUAGUACAUUGACCGAUCGCAAGAGACAAGGAAACCCGUCCCAGUGUUAACGGACCAAAGAAUAUAUAUUCCGCCAUGAACAAGACACAGAAACUAGGAAGAGUGACGGCAUGAACAACGAUCCAAAAACAACUGGAAGGGAAGC